Molecule: messenger RNA, 3747 nt
Organism: Chelmon rostratus (copperband butterflyfish)
Lineage: Eukaryota; Metazoa; Chordata; Actinopteri; Chaetodontiformes; Chaetodontidae
Gene: igdcc4
Product: immunoglobulin superfamily, DCC subclass, member 4
Exons: 20
Coding region: 1-3747 (1248 amino acids)
Biological process (GO): cell-cell adhesion; axon guidance
Cellular component (GO): plasma membrane; axon
Molecular function (GO): protein binding
Source: RefSeq, a predicted model, not a curated record
AUGGCGGUGGAGAGUACAAUUUGGCUGUUCUGUCUUCUUUCGCUGUUUUGUGGUUCAUCCAAGCAAGAAAAGCCUGUUUCAGUGGAGCUGAGCUGCGGGGCUGGGCCCAGCCAUGUAGUGUUGGAGCCAGGUUUACCUCUCUUGCUGGACUGCAACCUCGGGGCCAGCGAUGCGCCUUUCAAUGUCACCUGGCUUCAGGAUGGCCAGCCUCUGCCUCUGGAGGGGGGCGACUCCCUGCAGAAUUUGGCCAAUGGAUCCCUCCUCCUGCUGCCCCUCUCUAAGGAUGGCCACCCUCCGCAGGGCGUGGAGGGUGGCUACAGCUGUGUGAGUUCCAGCGCACUUGGAGCCUUGACCAGCCGGACAGUAAAUGUUCUCCUAGCAAGUCUGUCUAAGUUCCAUCAGGAGCCAUCACCCCAAACACUGCCUGCUGGGGGAGCUGCCCGCUUCGAGUGCCAGAUUGAGGGAGUGCCCACACCUGUUAUUACCUGGGAAAAGGACAAAGUGGCUGUCCCGGAGGAGCCGAGGUUCAUUUCCCUUCCUAACGGGGUGCUCCAGAUUCUGGAGGUGACCAAGGAGGAUGAGGGUGCCUACCGCUGUGUCGCGUCCAACUCCGCCAGGAAGGACAUCAGUCAUGAGGCCGGACUCACGGUCAUCACAGGAUCUACAGAAACCCUGAACAGAGUUGCGAUUGUUGCGCCACCUCAGAAUGCAACAGUCGUUCUCGGCCGUCCAGCUGUGAUGGAGUGUAUGGCUCAAGGCCAGCCGAAGCCACUGGUGUCCUGGAGCAGGCAAGAUGGAAAGCCCAUUUCCACUGAUGUGGUCGUCCUCGCGACAAACCUGGUGAUUAGGGACACGAGGCGUCACCAUGCCGGCGUCUAUGUCUGCCGGGCCAACAAGCCCAGGACCAGAGAGUUUGUCAUCGCGGCUGCUGAGCUGCAUGUGCCUGCCCCUCCAGUGAUCCUCCAGCCCCCAGAGACAGUGUCCCUCUCCCGGGGAAACACAGCCAGGUUCGUGUGCAACAGCUCUGGGGAGCCUCCUCCUGUGCUGCACUGGCUGAAGAACGGCCAGCCAAUCAAGUCCUUCAGACGGGUGAAGAGUCAAAGCCCUGGAGUCCUGCUCAUCAACCAGCUGGCUCUGGAGGACGCGGGCUACUACCAGUGCAUAGCAGACAACGGGCUGGGCACGGCCUGUGCCACUGCCAAGCUCACGGUAAUUGUGAGGGAGGGUCUGCCCAGCCCCCCUCGCCACCUGUCUGCCACCCCCUACUCCAGCACAACUGCCCUGCUCACCUGGGAGAAACCUGAGUACAACGCAGACCAAAUCAUUGGCUACUCUGUGCACUGCCAACGUGCCGCAGGCUCGGACAAUGUGGAGUACCAGUUUGCGAUGAACAACGACACCACAGAGUAUCACGUAAAAGAGCUUCUCCCCCACACCGCCUACACGUUCUUUGUGGUGGCUUACUCUCCAAUGGGUGCCAGUCGCCGGUCCCUCUCUGUUACUGUAGAGAUGCUGGAGGACGUGCCGAGCGCACCUCCUCAGCUGUCUAUAGCCAGCACCUCCCCGACAGACAUCAGGCUGAUGUGGCGUCCGUUGUCCCUGCAGCACAGUCGAGGAGCUGUCACCCGCUACCGCAUUGAGUACAGCACUCUGGAUCAGACGGACACUGUGUUCUCAGUGGAAGUGGGGGGUAAUGAGACUCAGUUCACUCUAAGAGAGCUGCAGCCGAACCAGGUCUACCGUCUGAGGAUAGCGGCUGGGACUGGCGUUGGCUUCGGGAUUCCCUCUGAGUGGGCCCAGCACCAAACGUUAGCCCACUACAACCACAGCGACCACAGCAUGGUGAUAUUUGCCCCGACUGAGCUGAAAGUCAGAGCCCGACUGAACACGCUCAAUGUGACGUGGCAUCCCUCACCCAAUCACACAGUGGUCUCUGGCUACAAGCUGUCCUGUCGAGAUGGAGAAAGGACAACACAGACCCACACCAUCAGGCUCCGUAAGAAGGCCAGGUAUCACCUCCUCACUGGGCUCGUCCCUGACCGGCAGUACGAGGUGAGGGUCUGGGCCUUCAACAAGCAGAUAGAUGGAGCAGCUGCCGUGUGGAAGGGGAGGACCGACAAGACCCAUAACAUAACGCUGUUACUGCCCGUACGCCCCCCUCCAUUGCCCCCGGGCAGCAUCCAGGCGGUGGCCAACAGCUCCACCUCCAUCUGGCUGCGCUGGGAGAAACCACGCUUCAGCAACGUGCGCAUCAUCGACUACACGGUGCGCUGCAGCCCAGCGGGAACCACCAACGCCUCCUUGGUCUCCUAUCACACCAGCUCUGCUCAGGAGAUACUGCUCGGGGCGCUGAAGCCCUUCACCCGCUACGAGCUGGCGGUGCAGUCUAACGGAGAGGACGUGGUGGGACCCUUCAGCAGCACGGUGGAGGAGUCGACUCUGUCUGACCGGCCCUCCUCACCUCCAGAGGAGCUGCAGCUGAGCGCUCUGGACUCGUCCUCUGUGCUGGUGAGCUGGCGCCCUCCGCUGGAGCCUAAUGGAAUAAUCAUCAGCUACAGGAUCUUGUACAGUAGCAACCUCAGCCAGCCUGAGCACAUGUGGGAAAACCUCUCUCAGGAUGGGAGCGUUACCAGUGCGGAGGUCCAGGGUUUGUCCAGCGGCGCCCGUUACUUUUUUAAGUUAGGCGCGUCUACUGGGGUGGGGCCAGGGCCUUUUUCACCUAUAAAGGAUGUUCACGUCCCCCUUCCAAAAUAUGAGCUGGACAUCCAUGCAGUGACAGGCAUCAUAGUUGGUGUGUGUCUGGGACUGAUAUGCAUCCUCCUCUGCAUGUGCUUCAGCUUUCGUAAUGGCAAAUCCAGGGAGGUGUCUGGGGGCCUGGACUCCACAGCUGUGACCCCUCAGUACAGGAGAGGAGGUAGCCCCGUUCCCUCCGACGUGCCAGUGUGCAGCGAUAGCCACGAGCUGGAGACACUGAUGCCCCCAGGCAGCCAAGAGUCUGGUCAGCCGCGAGAAGAGGCCUCAGAGGAGCAGAGCCUGAUGGAAAGUGCUAAUCCAGGGGAAGGGGAGGAUGCCCCUGCACCUGAACCCAAGGCUGCUUGGAAUGGCUCUGUGAGCCAUAACUGGGCCAACAGAAUCACUAGAUACAGAGACACCAUAACAGAAGACUCUCCAGCACUCAUUAAUGGAGCGCUCAACAUGCUAAUUACUGAUAGCGGCACGGACUUAGAAGAUCAUCUGUGUACAUCCCUGUGCAGCAACCAGGUCGAAGCAGAAGUCAUUGUUCACUCAGAGCUGUCAGAUCCCGGGAGAGAGAAAGAGGAGGAGGGUGGCGAAAGGGAGAAGGAUUCUAGCACCAAUAGAGGACCCUCAUUAUUGGAGGACAGAUAUUCCCCUUUGAGCCAGCCAAGCCCACCAGGAGAGGAGGACACGCUAGAAAAACUGGCCCAAAGCCCCUUGAGUCUUCCCUCGAUAAUGAUGGUGGCCAAUCACAACGGGGAGCUGGAAGGCAUGAGAGACCAGCCGGACGUAGACUUAGAGCCACAGCAGGACACGGGGCUAACCAAUGGCUUCCACUCCCCAAAGGCCGUGCGUUCUGUGCUGAGGUCAGAGCAUCUGGAGAACGGGGACUCGAGACACUGCCCUUCAGCGCCGGGGAAGGCCAUCUCUGCCGGGCUGCCCCCUGCCCCCUUUGUCAGCUCCGGCCUUGUCCACUCUACCUCAGCAGCUCACAGUUAUCUGUGCCCGUAG